Ixodes scapularis (black-legged tick) is the source of this 1422-nucleotide messenger RNA. RefSeq names its product venom serine carboxypeptidase-like. The coding region runs from base 1 to 1422 and encodes 473 amino acids. The transcript is spliced from 4 exons. Gene Ontology annotation, molecular function: serine-type carboxypeptidase activity. Gene Ontology annotation, biological process: proteolysis. NCBI's taxonomy places the organism in Eukaryota, Metazoa, Arthropoda, Arachnida, Ixodida, Ixodidae. The record is from RefSeq and is a predicted model, not a curated record.
AUGACCAAGCGAGAAUUCCGUGACCUAAGAACGAUCUCGUGGUAUUUCUGUGCCUACGCGCUAAUAUGGCUGGACCCCUCGAGGAAUGCUGCUUUUGGCCAGGGUACCUUGAUCUCCAACCUGUUCAACAACGUCGGCCAGCCUCUGUACCUGACCUCCCUGAUCGAGAAAGGCCAGCUAGAUAUGGCCAAGUCCAGCAGCCGCGUGGGAUCUCUGGGUUUCGUGGAGAACCUUCCCAGUUACUCUGGCUUCCUGACCGUCAACCCGAACCUGGGAAGUAACAUCUUCUUCUGGUUCUUCCCCGCCAUGGAAAAUCCCGAAACUGCUCCAGUGGUCUUGUGGUUGCAAGGCGGCCCAGGCAGUUCUUCUUUGUUCGGCUUGUUCGUAGAGCACGGGCCAUACUCGGUGUCUAAGGAAGGAGUCCCCCAGCUACGGCAGGUCACGUGGGCACGGCAAUAUUCCAUGCUGUACGUGGACAACCCUGUGGGUGCAGGUUUCAGCUUUACACAGCACGACCAGGGCUACGCUAGGAACGAGACCGAUGUCGGCGAGGAUCUGCUUGAAGCCUUGCAGCAGUUUUUCACGCUCUUUCCUGAGUAUGUCAGCAACGACUUCUAUGCCACUGGGGAGUCGUACGCCGGCAAAUACGUCCCCGCCAUUGCCCACGCCAUCGACACCGCCGUCCAACCACGGGUCAGCAUCAACCUUAAAGGGAUCGCAAUCGGAAACGGUUUCGUCGACCCUGUUACAAUGAUGGACUACGGAACCUACCUCUACGGAAUUGGCCUCGUGAAUCGACAACAAGCAGCCGUCUUACAACAAAAGACCGACACUGCCAUAAGCCUAAUCAAUCAAGGGCGUUAUGCGGAAGCGAACGACGAAAUUGGGCCUGUUCUUGGUGGUAACCCAAGCAUCUUCGAAAAUUACACCGGGUUCACCUUCUACUAUAAUUACCUCCUAGUUAAGGAACCCGCAGAUCAAGAAUAUUACGCUCCUUUUCUUCAGACCACCCGCGUGCGCAAGGCGAUACACGUGGGGACCGUUCCAUUCUCUGACUUCAACACCACAGUGUACGAUAAGCUUAAUGCAGACCAGAUGGUUUCAGUGAAACCAUGGUUCACCGCAUUACUAGAGAGGUACAAGGUUCUUCUGUACAGCGGACAGCUGGACGUCAUCAUUCCAUACACCUUCACAGAAAACUUCCUCGCCUCCCUAAACUGGUCAAGGGCGAGUGCGUUCGCGAACGUGCCCAAACAGGUCUGGAGGACUCCGGACGGAAGUGACGUCUACGGGUACGUGAGGCAAUUAGACAACUUCACCGAGGUCAUGGUCCGGAACGGAGGACACAUCCUUGCCUAUGAUCAACCAGCGGUGGCCUUUGACAUGAUAACAAAGUUUAUAGACGACAAGCCUUUCGCUUGA